AUGGCUUCUCUUUCAGAUUCAUUGCCUGCUCCGGCAUUACAUAGUAAUUGGGUGGUGCAGAAGUUCGGCGGUACAAGUGUUGGCAAGUUUGCUCUUAACAUUAUUGAGCAAGUCGUUCAACCGAGUCUCGCUGAUAGCCGAGUCGCUGUUGUCUGCUCAGCCAGAAGUAGUUCCACCAAAGCAGAGGGUACAACAAAUAGGUUACUUCGGGCCGCACGCGAUGCCGAAAACUCACAAUCUCGGGAAUACCUCACCUUAGUCGAGGCCGUCCGACUGGAACACGUCCAGGUCGCUCAGGAACAAUUGAAAUCGGUGGACCUCAAAGAGCAAGUGGUGGCCGAUAUCAAUGCCGAAUGCGAGCGAGUCCUCAAGGUCCUCGAGGCUGCCCAGACCCUCGGCGAGAUCACUUCUCGUUGCGUCGACAAGAUCAUGAGUGCCGGUGAGAAAUUGAGCUGUCGACUGAUGGCUGCGUUCCUGCAGGACCGUGGAGUGGAUUCACAAUAUGUGGACUUGGCGGAUAUAAUUGAUUUCCCUAUUGGUGCCCAUGGUCUCGACCAGGACUUCUAUAAUAGCCUGGCCGCCAACCUGGGCAAAAAGAUCGAGGCCUGUGGUCACCGAGUCCCAGUAGUGACUGGAUACUUUGGUACUAUUCCCGGCGGCCUGCUAGAUCAGGUGGGCCGUGGUUACACAGAUCUGUGUGCAGCCCUCGUGGCAGUGGGAACUCACGCCAAGGAACUCCAGGUCUGGAAGGAAGUGGAUGGUAUCUUCACUGCGGAUCCUCGCAAGGUGCCAACUGCCCGUCUCCUUCCUACUAUCACCCCGGCCGAGGCCGCCGAAUUGACCUUCUAUGGAUCGGAGGUCAUUCACCCCUUCACCAUGGAGCAGGUCAUCCGGGCGAAGAUUCCCAUUCGGAUUAAGAAUGUGAUGAAUCCCAAGAACCGGGGCACCGUCAUCUUCCCCGACUCAGCUGCAGAACUCACUCGUACUCCGGGUCAUGAUCCGAGAUUGUUCCGCACUCGCAGUCCCAGCAUAGCGCAGAAGCCAAAGCGACCAACUGCGGUGACCAUUAAGCACAAGAUCCUGGUGAUCAACGUUCACUCUAAUAAGCGGUCCCUCUCGCAUGGUUUCUUUGCGGGAAUCUUCUCCGUCUUGGAUAAGUGGCGCCUUUCCAUUGACUUGAUCUCGACCAGCGAGGUCCAUGUGUCCAUGGCACUGCAUUCCGAGAUGCCGUUGCUAAAUGGUAAUGGACGGGAUGAUUAUCAAGUCAUUGAUGAUGACCUGAAGGGUGCAUUGAAUGAUUUGAGCAAGUAUGGCAUGGUGGAUAUUAUUCCCGAGAUGGCUAUUCUCAGCUUGGUAGGCAGGCAGAUGAAGAAUAUGGUAGGGGUGGCCGGGCGCAUGUUCACCACUCUUGGCGAGAAUAAUGUGAAUAUCGAGAUGAUCUCGCAAGGUGCAAGUGAAAUCAACAUCUCGUGCGUCAUCGAAGAGCGGGAUGCCGAUCGCGCCCUGAACAUCAUUCAUACUAGCAUGUUCACUUUCCUGGAGUAG
Molecule: messenger RNA, 1545 nt
Organism: Penicillium malachiteum
Lineage: Eukaryota; Fungi; Ascomycota; Eurotiomycetes; Eurotiales; Aspergillaceae
Product: aspartate kinase
Exons: 4
Coding region: 1-1545 (514 amino acids)
Molecular function (GO): aspartate kinase activity
Source: RefSeq, a predicted model, not a curated record